This is a messenger RNA of Leptonychotes weddellii (Weddell seal), 1086 nucleotides long. The record is from RefSeq and is a predicted model, not a curated record. Lineage: Eukaryota; Metazoa; Chordata; Mammalia; Carnivora; Phocidae.
GCUUCUCCUCCCUUUCCUCCAGCAACUGCAGCACAGUCCUCAGCAGACAGAGAAAUGAGAAAAAUACCAAAUAAUGGAAACCUGAAGAUGACAAAGGUGGUGUACCCCCUGGGGCUGUUCAUUUGCCUGUUCAUCUAUGUCGCCUACAUCAAGUGGCACUGGGCCUCUGCCACCCAGGCCUUUUUCAGCAUCACAGAGGUGGCAUCGGGGGCCCGGAGGGGCCAGCAGGCUCACAGUCCCCCAGGGACAGCUGCACGUGGUCACGAGGUUUUCUACGGUAUCAUGUUUGAUGCAGGAAGCACUGGCACCCGCGUCCAUAUCUUCCAAUUUGCCCGGCAACCUGGAGAAACUCCCACUUUGACCCAUGAGACGUUCAAAGCACUGAAGCCAGGUCUUUCUGCUUAUGCUGAUGAUGUUGAAAAGAGCACUUCAGGAAUUCAGGAAUUACUGGAUGUUGCUAAACAAGACGUUCCUUUUGACUUCUGGAAGGCCACCCCCUUGGUGCUCAAGGCCACAGCUGGUUUACGUCUGUUACCAGGAGAAAAAGCUCAAAAGUUACUGCAAAAGGUGAAAGAAGUGUUUAAGGCAUCGCCCUUCCUUGUAGGAGAUGACUGUGUUUCCAUCAUGAACGGAACAGAUGAAGCAUCUCAGGUGAUUCACGUGCCGUCUGUGACCCUCUCUUGUAGGCGUUUCAGCGUGGAUCACUGUCAACUUUCUAACAGUUUGAAAACCCCAGGAAGGAGCAGUGUGGGCAUGCUGGAUUUGGGCGGAGGAUCCACUCAGAUCACCUUCCUUCCAAGACUUGAGGAUACCCUCCAGACCUCCCCGCCUGGCUACCUGACGUCACUCCAGAUGUUUAAUCGGACCUACAAGCUCUAUUCUUACAGCUACCUGGGGCUCGGUUUGAUGUCGGCGCGGCUGGCGAUUCUGGGUGGCAUGGAGGGGAAACCUGGUGAGUGGAAUGAGAGUUCAGAGCCCUCCUUGCUCAGCAGGCUUGAGGAGCCUUUCAGGAAAGGUGCUUCUGCCGUCCACUGUCACAGCAGCCCACUGGGCCCUGGUCCUCAGGACUAGAGGAGCCUAGGAGGG